Messenger RNA from Acanthosepion pharaonis, 1566 nucleotides. NCBI's taxonomy places the organism in Eukaryota, Metazoa, Mollusca, Cephalopoda, Sepiida, Sepiidae. The record is from the annotation of a GenBank genome assembly.
AUGUCUGUUCCUUAUCUAUCUAUCUAUCUAUCUAUCUAUCUAUCUAUCUAUCUAUCUAUCUAUCUUCUCCAUUAUCAAUCUGUAUCUAUUCGUCUAUCUAUCUAUUUAUUUUCAUUAUCUAUCUAUCUAUCUAUCUUUAUCCUAAUCUUCUUUAUCAAUCUGUGUCUGUUCAAUCAUCUAUUUAUCUAUCUAUCUUUCUAUCUAUCUAUCUAUAUGGUAUGUUUGCAAAAUUCGUAUGCAUUCUCUCUUUCAUUCUUUACACACCCGUUUCAUUGUUUUUUUCUUUCUUUAUCUCCUUCCUCCUCGUUUUUCGUCUUUCUCAUCUUUUUCUCAUUUUUCAUCUUUUUCUCAUCUUUUUCUCAUCUUUUUCACCGCUUUUUGGAAUGUUUUUUAGUCUUUUUGUUCUUCGUUCCUUCUUUCUGUUCUCUUCCCACUUUUCCUUUCCUUUUUUGCUUUAUAUGUUUUGAACUGACUUUCAUUUUCUUUCUUAUAAACGGAUUCAUUCAUCUUUAUGAGAAUUUUAUCUUUCAUUUUUCUUCCUCACGUCAUUUUCCUUCUUUUUCUUACUUCCUUCAAUCCUCUAAUCACUUUUUCUCUUUCAUAUUACCCCCCCCACCUCUCUCAUUUCGAAAAGGCACUUGUAAACUCAGCGCCACAAUAUUCUCAACCCUCAUCCCCCCAAUUUUAUUCUCUCAUAACACUACUCUUCCUCUGGGUGAAUCUCCAAGCCUCAGUCUAAUUCCCCUUUCCACAACCUUCGAUCCACCUCCAAAAUAUUUCUCAUUUCUUCUCCCACCUUCACCUCCUACUCCUUCCCCUCCUUUAUUUCCUCGAAUUACUGUUGCUAUUCACUUUAUUCCCUACCACUGCCCACCAGUCCAAAAUCCUUCCUUCAUUCUAAACAACGUCCGACCUCUCCAGGUUUCUUUUCUCACCACACUUCCCAUCCUUAUCCUACCCUUUCUAUUCCAUCUAGUCUAUCCCUUUAUUUUGAUUCGACGUUCAACCUCGCUCUGGCGUUAUCAGACUCUUUUGACUAUUAAACUAGUUCUUUUUCCUCGUUUCUUUUGCAUUUCAACUCUCUCAUCUUCUUUUUUAUCUCUUUGUUCUUUCAUUUAUCCCUUUUUACUCGCCUCCGAGCAUCUCACCUUCAGCUUAAUUUGCAUCUUUCUUUCCCCCGCUCUUUUUUAUACUCUUCUAUCCCCCCUUUUUUUUAAUACUCUUUCUUCCUUGUUGCUUCCACUCAAUCACUUUGAAUCAUUCUUUCUAUUAUUCUCUUUUCUUCCUCAUCUCUUUAUUUUCUUUUUUUUUUUAUACUUUUCCCGUCUUUUUAACGUUUGUUUUUCAUAUUAUGCUUCGACUUUCUUUCUAUUUUUUCUAUAUUUUUGUUCAUUAGUUUUUUUUUUGUUUCGUCUUUUUCAUUUCGUUCUUAGUUUAUUUCCCGUUUUCUUCUUUUUUUUAUUAUCAAUCAAUCUACGCUCUUUCCUUUCAGUCUUGGCGAAUAUCUAUCUAUCUAUCUAUCUAUCUGUCUGUCUGUCUAUUAUCUAUCUCUGCAUAUUCAUUUGA